Messenger RNA from Dreissena polymorpha, 1820 nucleotides. RefSeq lists its product as uncharacterized. Lineage: Eukaryota; Metazoa; Mollusca; Bivalvia; Myida; Dreissenidae. The transcript is spliced from 4 exons. The record is from RefSeq and is a predicted model, not a curated record. Bases 18 to 524 code for a protein of 168 amino acids.
CCAGGAACACAACGGACAUGUCGAAACAAGAGAGGAUGAUGCUGAAACAGAUGAAGCAACUAGAGUUCCAGAGAAAUCUUGAAAAACAGAAAAACUCCAGCCCUGAGAAUUUGGGUGCACCCAUAGCAACGUCCACACCAGCCUUCAACCCAUUGUUGACCUCUAGCCCACACCCUGAAGGUCAACAGGCAAGGUCUAACCCAUCCACACCACUGGCAGAUAUGCAGGUUGACGGGCUAGUGGCAGAAGAUAAUUUUGAAGAGACAUCAUUCUGGAGCCAGUCUUUAGAGCUCGAUGCAGAUCAAAUAGCAAACCCUCCAGUUCAGCAAACGACAUCAGUGGCCAGCAGACGACAUCCAGAAUCCACCAUUCCUACCUCCAACAAGGUAGCUUACCAGCAGCAGACGUCUUCAACAGGAAGUGGACCUCUACGAAGACCAGAUCCUUCAAAACCGUUUGCUAUUCCUAGGACAGUUUCAGAUUCAUCCAUAGCAGCAAAAAGGAGAAGAACUGAUGCGUCCUGACAUAUAGAUGUGUUAUGGAUUUUGCUAUGGACAGAAAUUGCUAUUUAAGAUUAAUAGUGGUGAUAUUUGUAGGAUGAUGGGAGUCACAUGCAUUUUAACCCAUUUAUGCCGAGUGGACUCUCCCAUCACUCUAAAUUGGAUCAAUUUAUUUCUAAAAUUAGGGAUGUCUAGUAUAUUUAUUUCUAUAUUUAGACUAUUUCUUACAGAAAUUCCUUUAAGCAAAAAAGCGCAGACCCAGAUGAGAGGCCGCAUCAUGCGGCGUCUCAUCUCGGUCUACGCUGUUUGCCAAGGCCUUUUUUCUAGACACUAGGCAUGAUGGAUUAAAUAUCAUAAAAGAAACAAGGGACUGCAGGAAGUUUUUGUUACUCAAGAAGUUGCUUAAAAAUGAAAUUUUCAAACUGUCAUUAAUAUUAUUACAUGUAGAACUUUUUGUCUGUUAUUAUGUUUUGUUCCAAAACUUAUUUUUUAAGUUUUAUACAGCUUUUUGAUAUUAAAACAAUAUAGGGUUCAUAUAUUAGAAGUUAUUUCGUUAAAUGGUAACAGAGAUCAGCCAGUUCCCAUAUUAUCAAAGCUUUCUUGGAACAACUUGUAUUAAUUCCUCGAUUUUUUUAAUUUAUAAAAUUCUUUAAGUCUCAGGCUUUUGAGUGUUUUUGCCAUUUUAUAUUUAAAAUUUCUUACAUGUAAAACAGGAAAUAUUGCAAAAAGAUUAAUAUUCUGUCAUUUUGUAAGCCAAAAACAAUAGAUUUUAACAAGAACUUUUAUCAAAAUGUUUGUCCCAAGUACAACUUAAAAGUAACCUUUUUCCAUGGUUAAAAGCAGGACCAAAUCUUGACUUUGAAUAAUCAAUGUGCUUUGUCAAACCUAAAAUUAUGGGCAAAAUGUUCUUAAAAACAAUUUUGAAAGUUAGCAAUAAUGUUCCAUAGCUAAAAUCUAUGAAACUUAAUUUUUUAAAUAUUGGAAAAGUGUUUGCUCUCAAUAUCUCGAAAACAAAUUUAGCAUAUAUAGUGAAAAUUGAUACAAAGAUCCUCAUAUCCUGGGAUAGGACAUUGGAUGGGUGUGCAUCUUGAUAGCUAAAAUAACUUAUCUUAUAUAAACAGUUACAGUUUUUUGUGUAAAAUGUACCACAAACUCUUACAAGAAUAAAACAACUUGCGCAUGCGAUCCCUUUAAAACUCUUGAGAUUUUAACUGAGUCUAAAUAUUGUAAGUUUAUUAAAUAACAUGGUAAUUGUACAUAACAUUUGAGUUAUAAUUUCAUAUGUAAACCAUUGAUGUAAAAGAUAAAGUUUUAAAUCAA